Messenger RNA from Talaromyces amestolkiae, 1455 nucleotides. RefSeq lists its product as uncharacterized. Lineage: Eukaryota; Fungi; Ascomycota; Eurotiomycetes; Eurotiales; Trichocomaceae. The record is from RefSeq and is a predicted model, not a curated record. The transcript has 4 exons. Gene Ontology annotation, cellular component: membrane. Gene Ontology annotation, molecular function: transmembrane transporter activity. The coding region runs from base 1 to 1455 and encodes 484 amino acids. Gene Ontology annotation, biological process: transmembrane transport.
AUGGACGCACCGGAGAAGCCUCCAGUGGUCAUGACUACAGAUAGCAGUGUCGAGCCCGAGGCACAUGGCACAAUUACUGAGAUCUACAUUGGUCCUGCCAAAGAGGCUGCGGUGAUGAGGAAAUUCGAUAAAUAUGUCUUGCCAGUUUCCGUGGUGUUUCUUGUCCUUUCAACCUUGGAUCGAAAUAAUCUUGGGAAUGCGGUUGUAUUCGGCUUCGACACCGACCUUGGGCUUGUGGGUGGCCAGUUCGGCAAUAUCAACACUCUUUCAAGCGUCUGCACUAUACUAUUCGAACUCCCAUGGGUGCUGGCAGUCAGGCGCUUUGGAGCCAAUAAAGCGCUCGGCGUUUCUCUCCUUUCAUGGAGUAUCUGUACUCUUGGAACCGCCUUUAUCCAAAACUAUGCACAGGCAAUCAUUGUUCGCAUGCUACUUAAUGCAUGCGAAGCUGGUCUUGCGCAGGGAUUCGCGUAUCUUUUCACCACUAUCUACCCCCGCGGAGAGGCAGGAAAGCGUAUCAUGACAACAAAUCUUUCUGCAUGUAUCUCUGGCGCUUUUGGAGGCCUCUUUGCAUACGCUAUCCAGCUCAUGGGCGACAGGCGUGGACUCGCCGCCUGGAGAUGGCUGUUUAUCGUCGAGUUCUGCAUCACUGUGGUCGUUGGCGGUAUCGGCUUGUUCUUCCUUCCAUCCUCGGCUGAAACAGCAUGGUUUUUGAACCCAGAAGAGAAAGAAAUCAUGCGCCUAAAAAAGCAGCGCGACAUGAUUCAUAGAGGAGAUGAGAAAUUCGAUCGGAAGUGGAUCAAGAUUGCUCUUACUGAUCCCUUUGUCUACCUUCUCGGUAUCGCUUUCUUUACGUCUUCUGUUGCGAUUAAUGGAUUCGGCGUUUUCCUGCCUACUAUUCUCGCUGGUCUUGGAUACGCUUCCCUUUCGGUCAACUACAUGACCAUUCCCGUCUAUGUCCUCGGCGCUAUAUCUCUUGUGAUCCAGGUUUACUUUUCAGACAAGAUGAAGAAGCGCGCAGCAUUCAUUAUCGGAAGCUGCGUACCAGUUGCCAUUGGAUAUCUUGUUUGUGUCGGUACUCCCAAUGCUCAUGCCGGCUACGCUGGGAUGUUUAUUCUCGUUCUGGGCCUCUUCCCGAUUUCAACUCUGGCCGUAACCUGGAUCGCCACCAAUCUAUCGCCAGACGACAAACGAGCCAUUGGUAUGCCCGUAGCCUAUUCCAUUGCCAACAUAUCAGCCUUGGUAUCCUCACAGCUCUACCCUGAUCAGCAAGGCCCUCGAUACAUUCAGGGCAAUGCCAUUUCUGCUGGGUUGACGGUCGUUGCAGCGUUCUUGUACGGUGGUUGUUGGUUGCUACUCAAACGCAGAAAUGCGAAAAAGGAAAAAAUGAUCGCUGAUGGAGCUACUACCAAUGGUCUUGAGGGGGAUAGGAGUUUAGAUUCUAUGUACAUUCUAUAA